AUGGGUAAGUUCCGGGGAGGAACGACGGCGGCGCUGCUGUUAGUGUUGGGUUUGUGGGUGGCGGCGAUGCCCCGUGAAUUUGCGGGCACAGUGAGGGGAGAUGAUCAUGGAAGCCAAUCCAUGGCCCCAAAGCAACAAGAGAAGCCAUCUCCCCUUGAGAUGGCCAGAGACAUCUACUCACUCGUUGCCAGAUCCUCUCUCAGCUCUUGGGACAAACUCAAAUACUUCGUCUAUCAACUCCAGGCUCAAGUUUUCCCCCCUGAUCUUGAUUUCAGGAAGACGCACGGAGCCGAGCCUGAAGGUGGCGGCGGCGCCGGGGGGAGGAUGAAAGAGGCAGCCAGGCAGAGUUUCGAGAGGAGCGCGGAGACUGUCGGAGGAUCAGCCAAGUCGGUGGCCGAUGCCGUCGGAGAAGCCGUGCACAAGACAGCCGAGAAGAUGAUGGAGACGGCAUCGGAUUCCGGUAGACAUGACGAGCUUUAA
Molecule: messenger RNA, 480 nt
Organism: Diospyros lotus (date-plum)
Lineage: Eukaryota; Viridiplantae; Streptophyta; Magnoliopsida; Ericales; Ebenaceae
Exons: 2
Coding region: 1-480 (159 amino acids)
Source: RefSeq, a predicted model, not a curated record